Molecule: messenger RNA, 1080 nt
Organism: Aureobasidium vineae
Lineage: Eukaryota; Fungi; Ascomycota; Dothideomycetes; Dothideales; Saccotheciaceae
Source: the annotation of a GenBank genome assembly
AUGCUAGAAAUCACUUGCAAAGGCUCGCCCUACGAAGUCAGCUACCGACACGGCACACUCGCCCGCCAACAAAUUCAAGGCAGCAUAACUNUUUACACCAACCUCUUCCUCAACACCACAAAUCUCUCUUGGGCUGAAGUACAAACCACCGCCCUCGACUUCUUACCAGUAAUCCGCCAAACAUGGCCAGACUAUCUAGAAGAAAUGAGGGGAAUAGCAGAAGGAGCGGGAAAAUCGCUCGCUGAGAUUAUCGCACUAAAUGUACGCACAGAGAUCAAUUUCGGCUUGUUUAGUGAUGGGUGUACUGCUUUAUCUUGGCUUCAUGGUAACUCAAGCAUAUUGGCGCAAAAUUGGGAUGUGAGUAAAAGGACUACUCCUUCUUCUCAAGAUCAAGAGACUGACAGCUGGAUAGNNUGGAUGACAGAACAAAAGCAAAACUUGCUGCUCCUUACUAUCUACCAGCAAAACAAGCCAACCAUCAAAAUGGUCACAGAAGCAGGUCUGAUUGGUAAAAUCGGCUUCAACUCUGCAGGCGUGGGCGUCUGUCUCAAUGCCAUCAGAGCAAAAGGCAUGGAUAAAACACGAAUGCCAUGCCAUCUAGGUCUUCGCUUGGUGCUAGAGAGCAACUCUUGCAAAGCAGCCGUCGAUGCUCUGAAGAAACAUGGUAUAGCAUCUUCAUGCCAUAUGCUGAUUGCAGACCCAAAUGAAAGCGUGGGACUGGAGUGGAGCUAUAAAGACCUGCAGGUUUUGGAGAUGAAUGAUAAGAGUCAGGUCUUUCAUUCGAACCACUAUCUUUUGCCGCAUCCGGGCGUCACAGAUACGGUUUGGUUGGAAGACAGCAAGUUCAGGAUUAAGCGCAUCCAGGAGAUCUGUGAUGACUUGGGUAAAUUGCCGACGAUGACAAAGAUUCAAGCGCUCUUCAAGGAUGAGAAGAAUUAUCCAUAUGCCAUUUGUCGAGCGGAGGAGGAAGGAAACCACUCUGGCACCGUGUUCAACAUUGUCAUGGACUUGAAGGCGAAAAAGGCUUCGGUGAUAUUAGGAAGACCGACAACGCCGGAAGAAGUCUAUGAGAUAGGCUUU